Molecule: messenger RNA, 3982 nt
Organism: Colius striatus (speckled mousebird)
Lineage: Eukaryota; Metazoa; Chordata; Aves; Coliiformes; Coliidae
Gene: DIS3L2
Product: DIS3 like 3'-5' exoribonuclease 2
Exons: 22
Coding region: 248-3634 (1128 amino acids)
Biological process (GO): miRNA catabolic process
Cellular component (GO): P-body; exosome (RNase complex)
Molecular function (GO): 3'-5'-RNA exonuclease activity; RNA binding
Source: RefSeq, a predicted model, not a curated record
CCAGCCCCGCGCCGCCGCAGGCCCGCCCGGGUGUGUGUGCGGGGUCCCGCGGGGUGCGCGGGGCCGCGGCUGCCCCGUCACAGGACGGCGGCGAGCGAGCGCUUCGCGGCGGAGGCGUUGUGGGCCCCGCCGCGGCCCGUAGGCCGCCUCUGACCCGGAAGCGGACGGUGGGGCGCAGGGACAUUUAAACGGCGCGGAGCGGCGGGGGGAGCGGAGCGGUGCGGUCGUUUGGGCCUUUUACUGCUCUAUGGAUCAGCUGGGGUGUGUGAGGAGUACUGCUCCUGCCCAAGGUGCCAAGGAGGGACUGAACAAGCCAGCUGCUCCCCAGAAGAACGCGUACGCCAGGCUGCUGCAGAAGCACCACAGCGGCCGGUUCCGCUCCUAUCUCAAUCACAUUGCACAGAAGAUGCAGCUGGAGGAGGUCACCUCCAGUGACCCCAGCUUGGAUCUGGAUCCGCCCCUGAGGAGAGGCCUGGGGAAGGAUCACCCAGCCAGGAAUGGGCUGAAUGUGCACAGCUAUUCACCAGUCAGAACAUCUCACCUGGAGCAGCCCGUGCCUGGAGGAUCUGAGAGUGAUAAACCCCAAACCACUCCAAACAGAUGUCCUCAUAAGAGAAAUGCCACCUUUAGCCCAGAAGGAGACUUGGGGGUGGAGGAAGGCUAUUAUGGGCAUCAACGUGGAGCUGCAGCUGAGGUAAACAUGAGUGAUGGCCUGAGUGGGAGAGCGUCGAACAGCCUGAGACACCGUGCAGCUCUGCAGAAGUCUUCUGGCUCAGAGGAAAAGGACGAGGAGGACACAUGGAGGAAGAAACACAAGAGACGAGGCAGAUGUCCUGCCAGUGCAGAUACAGCAGCUGGACACUUGUUGACUGAGCAGUUUAGUGAGGAUAUACUGGCAAUAAGUGCCAGGAAACACAGUCACUUGUCUCCAGGCCAAGUCCAAGGUGCAGAAAAGAGAGGGUUUGCAAGGACCAGAAACAACUCUGAAUCUGCAAGAACUCCCCAGAACUUCGAUAGGAAGAGGCAACUCUCUGAAUCACAGACAGAAACAAUGAACAAUUCAGACAGCAGAAUAAAUCCUAGACAACUGGGAACUCCCAGAGGACGAUCCCAUGCUGCUGUCCCAACACCAGGUGAUAAAAAGAAUCUAAAUAAACCCACUCGAGGGAGGAAGAGGAGUAUAUUUGAAGCCUACAUGUCAAAAGAAGAUGUUUCAGCAGGACUGAAAAGGGGAGAACUAAUUCAGGGGCCCUUGAGAAUAAAUCCUAAGAAGUACCAUGAAGCCUUCAUUCCGUCUCCAGAUGGAUCUCGUGAUAUCUUCAUUGAUGGAGUGGUUGCUCGCAACAGAGCCCUGAAUGGUGACAUCGUGGUAGUGAAACUGCUUCCAAAGGAGCAAUGGAAGAUAAUAAAGCCAGAUGGUAGUGACAAAGAAACAGAAGCCACGCAUGAAUCAGAUGUCCCUGAGGAUAUGUUGGGGUCCUGCAUUCCUCAAGAGACAACGAAAGGUGAUGCUAAAAGUCCAGAUGUCAUUAUAGAAGCUCACUUGGACGAUAAUGAUGCAGAGCAUGUACAAGACCACUUGCAGGAUGUGUUGUCUGAUGACAUUAAGAAACUUUCCCUGGAUGCUGGAGAAAAGGUGAAGGCUGUUGGGAUCGGUGGUGUGCACAGAACAAAGCAAGAUGAUGGAUCCAAGGUGAACGAUCCCAGGCUCCUUCCAGAGAAGUGUCUUCAAAGGACAGCCAAGGUGGUCUAUGUUUUGGAAAAGAAACAUUCCCGAGCAGCUACAGGCUUCAUCAAGCUUCUGGCAGACAAGAACAGUGAACUCUUCAAGAGGUGUGCCAUGUUCUCACCUGUGGACCACAGAGUGCCCAGGGCCUAUGUGUCCUUGGCUGAUUGCCCUCCAGACUUUGUGACCAGGCCUGAGGACUAUUCAAAUAUGCUCUUCAUCUGUCGCAUAGUGGAGUGGAAAGAAGACAGCAACUUUGCAACAGGGCAGUUGGCCAAAAGUCUUGGGCAGGCCGGGGAGAUUGAGCCGGAAACGGAAGGGAUCCUGACGGAGUAUGGGGUGGAUUUCUCUGACUUUCCCCCCGAAGCCCUGGAAUGUCUUCCCCAGAGCCUGCCCUGGAUUAUCUCUCCGGGAGAGCUGGCCAAAAGAAGAGAUUUAAGGAAAGAAUGCAUUUUCACCAUCGACCCAUCAACUGCCAAAGAUCUUGAUGAUGCUUUGUCCUGUAAACAACUCCCUGACGGGAACUUCGAAGUGGGUGUUCACAUCGCAGAUGUAAGCUACUUUGUACUGGAAGAAACAGCACUGGAUAAAGUAGCAAGUGAAAGAGCAACCAGUGUCUAUCUAGUGCAAAAGGUGAUCCCAAUGCUUCCCAAGCUGCUCUGUGAGGAGUUAUGCAGUCUCAAUCCCAUGCGAGACAGGCUGACGUUCUCUGUGAUGUGGAAGAUGACUCCAGAAGGCAAGAUCCUUGAUGAAUGGUUUGGGCGGACGGUCAUCUGCUCCUGCGUGAAGCUCAGCUACGACCACGCACAGAGUAUGAUUGAAAGCCCUGGGAAGGUGUUCUCACCUGAAGAACUACCCCCUGUGUCCCCUCAGCACUCAAUUGCUGAGAUCCAGCAAGCUGUGCUGAACCUGCAUGGAAUCGCCCAGCACCUCCGCAAGCAGCGCUUCAUCGAUGGUGCUCUGCGCUUGGACCAGCUGAAGCUCUCGUUUACCUUGGACCAGGAGAGUGGGAUGCCUCAAGGCUGUUAUAUCUAUCAGUACCGGGACAGCAACAAGCUGGUGGAAGAGUUCAUGCUGCUGGCAAACAUGGCCGUGGCCCAUCAGAUUUACCGCUCCUUCCCCGAGCAGGCCCUUCUUCGCCGCCACCCCCCACCCCAAACCAAGCUGCUCAAAGACCUCAUGGAGUUUUGCAACCAAGUUGGCCUCGACAUCGACUUCAGCAGCGCAGGGACCCUGCAUAAAAGCUUAAAUGAAACAUUUGGUGCUGACAAAUACUCCGAAGCCAGGAAAGAAGUGCUGACCAACAUGUUCUCCAGGCCCAUGCAGAUGGCUGUCUACUUCUGCACGGGUGUGCUGGGGGACGAGACCCUGUUCCGCCACUACGCGCUGAACGUGCCGUUCUACACGCACUUCACGUCGCCCAUCCGCCGCUACGCCGACGUCCUGGUGCACCGGCUCCUCUCCGCCUCGCUCGGUGCCAGCUCUCCCAUCAGGAUGGAGAAAGAGGCCAUCCAGAGACAGGCAGAUCACUGCAACGACCGGAAGAUGGCUUCCAAGAGGGUGCAGGAGCUCAGCGCUGACCUUUUCUUUGCCAUCUUCGUCAGGGAGUGUGGUCCUCUGGAGUCAGAGGCCAUGGUGAUGGGUGUCCUGAACGAGGCCUUUGAUGUCCUAGUGCUGAAGUUUGGAGUCCAGAAGCGCAUCUACUGCAAUGCGCUGCCCUUGCUGGGCUUCCACUUCCAAAAGGUGGGGAAGAAGCCAGAGCUGACACUCAUGUGGGAGCCGGAGGAGCUGGAGCAGGAAUCUGUGCGCCAGGUCAUCACCAUUUUCACGCUGGUGGAGGUGGUGCUGGCGUCGGACGGCGUCCCGCUCAAGUACAGCGCGGUGCUGAAGAGGCCCAGCGCGCCGUGAGCCGCGCCGUGAGGCUGCCGGGACGCGGCUCCCAGCAGCUGCGCUUCUGAAACCGACACCGUGUCGUUUCUGGUUUGAAUUUUAACUCGGGCCAGGAAGGGGGCUCAGGGCUGGGCCUGCCCCAGGCGGGGCAUUUGUGUCCUCGGGGGUUUUUAGCUUGAUGCGUUCGUGGUUUGGGGUUUUUAAGGUGUCUGGCCCGAGGCUGCGUGUCCCGGGAGGCAGACGGGCUGGCUCAGCCCCCCGGGUGGGAUGUGGUGCGAUGCAGUGGGAUGGAAGCCACGGGGCUGUGGACCAUGCAGGAGGGUUUCUUGCAGGGUUGUGUGUCAUGUAAUAAAAGCUGGGUCGGCA